UGGAGUUCUGCAGGAAGCAGGUGAGCGAACGUUGCUCAGUCGCUUAAGGCGACAGUCGCUCGUCACCUUAGUGCGUCGCCGGCCAAUGGAAGACAUUAUGGAGAAAAAAGAGGGAGUGCGAGUGACCCGUGCGCGCACACGCCGCUUGUCUGCUCUGGACACUGACAGUCGCCCCGGAACACCGUUGCUGGACACGGCAUCCGAUCGUGGCACAGCCUCGCCUCGCCCCACACGCAGAACACGAUUGAAUUCCGCCACAGAAGGGCCUACUCCCACCCGAACCACGCGUGCUUCGUUGGUACGCGGUGAAACUCCGGAGCCGAUCACUCCGGCGUCUGUUAAGAGAACGGCUCGCACCCCAGCCAAGGCGACUCGAUCUGUGCGCAAGCAGUUGCCCGUAAAAGAGGAACUUGAGCCAGAAGAUGAAGAACAGACUCGAUCCAAAAACUCGAGCUUCGCACUGGCGCAGUCUUCGCCAACAGACGAGAAACGGGUCACGCGUUCCAUGUCGCAGACCCCUCCAGCUGCCUACCGUUCAGCCAAUAACACACCACAGCCGGUUUUGGAUGAGAAACUGCAAUCCGAUCCGAGCCUUUCCGUCGAAGAACAGCCAAUUGGGGCGAAAGCAGUUGUUGAUUUCGAAAAUGUGUCGCCAACAGACAACAAGAAUAAACAUUUGAGCCGCGGCCGAUCAAAGUUGCCAGCUAGGGUCGAGAAUCUUUCGACGCCGGCUGUAGCUGCCGCUGAAAAAGAUAAGGAUGUAUCAUGGGUGUCGGAAACUCUCACGAAAUCGCUAGAGUCGGAGUCUACAGAAAGCGUUUCGGAGGAUAUGACGCAGGGGACCAGCGGCUCUCCACAGAAAAUGGAAGCACAGGUUGAGUCACUUGCAGAUGAAAUGUCCAAGGCAGAAACCAAGCAAGCUGCCGAGGAAGUGAAAGCGAAGAGACGUUCCACAAUAGAUUUAUUGGAGGAAGUCGACAAAGACAUAGAAACAUUCGAAAUCCCAGAUGAGCAGCAGAACAGCGGAUGGGCAGACAAAGAGCAAAACGCUGAGGUCGAGAUUGAGGCGGAUUCCAAAUCGAUUACUUCAGACGAAGUUUUUGAAUCUUCAGCCUCACCAGAUCCAGAGCCAGAAAAUAGCACCACGUUGCCCAUGGAAUCUCCAGCCUCACCAGAUCCAGAACCACAAAACAGCAGCACCUCAGCCCUCAAGAAGUUGGCAAUGGAGGAUGAGCCACGAGAUGAAAUGCAGCCUCCCGAUUUGGAGCCACGAGAUGAAAUGCAGCCGCCCGAUUUGGAGCCAAUUGAAAAUAACAACAAUUCGACUUUCAAGGACAUGGCCAUGGAAGUGGACGAAGACCUUGAAAUUCCAGAUAAAGAUAAAGAUUUGCCACAUAAAUCUCUGGACUCCUCUGAAGUGCUUGAAGUGAUGGCUGAGGACGAGGAGGAGAAGCCCCAGUGGAAUCGUCCAAGCAUCGGAAUGAAGAUCAUCGACAACGUUCAGCUGCCAGAUCUGACCCCUGGCAUCAAGACGCGCCUAGUGGCAUCGGGCAGCGUGGAUUCCAAAAAGUCUGUAGCCUUCGAUAGCGACUCGGAAGACGCUGAUGACGAAAAGGUUAAGUUCCCGAAGACUCCGUCCCGUAACAAGAACCCAUCUUCUUUCUUGUUGGAGAAAUCGGUAAUGAGGGCCCAUAAGCUUCUGAAGACAGAUACUCCCCUGAAAACGGAGACCCCUUUGAAGGCAGAUACCCCUUUGAUGAAAGAUAAUUCUCUGAAGACGGAUACCCCUUCGAAGAUACGUACUCCUCUGAAGAUGGAGACCCCUCUGAAGAAAGAUACUCCUCUGAAGACGGAUACCCCUUUGAUGAAAGAUACCCCUUUAAAGACAGUUACUCGUCGGAAGGCGGAUACACCUUCGAAGACAGAUACUCCUCUGAAGAAAGAUACUCCUCUGAAGACGGAUACCUCUUUGAUGAAAGAUACUCAUCUGAAGAUGGAUACCCCUUUGCAGUCAGGUACUCUUCGGAAGAUGGAGACCCCUCUGAAGAAAUAUACUCCUCUGAAGACGGAGACCCCUCUGAAGGUGGCCUCUAUAAAGGCACGCAACAGCUCCACACCCUUACAGAGCGACGACCGAGAGGCUUCCAUUAGCCUGUUGAAGCCGGCCCCGGCUCGCAUUGAUUGCCUUAAGCCUUGGGCCCAGGUGGAGGCCGAAAACAGAGAAAAAGAUUUAAAGAAGGCUGCCAAGGCCAAACCCCAGCCCACGCCCCCCAAGAAGGUUUCAAGCGGACUCCGCCUGAACAGCGACGAUGAGGAUGAGGAUGAUGAGGAAGAAUUCUUGUGCGAAUUCGUUGAAAACGAGGCGGAGGAAGCGCCUGCUGAUUACAAGUCGGGUGACUCGAUGGACUGCUCGGAGCAACGCGAGAUCGAGGAAAAUGAGAUUGUCGACGAAGGCGAAUCCGUGGGCAGCCAAGACACCGAUGGGUCCUACGAGGACGAGUCCAUUAGCAAUGAUUCCUUUAUUGUGUCGGAUACUUCUGACGUUGUAGAGCUACGUUACUCCUCCAAUGAGCUGGAGGCUGAGUCCCUCGAAGAGAUGUCUCCGAAGGGCAAGAAACACCGUGCCCGCAUCAUAGUUAUGGAUUCCAGCGAUGAAGAGGAGCAGGCAGAGAACAAGCAGGAGGAAGAAAAGGAGAACGGGGAAAAUCAGCAGCGUCAGGAAGAUGAAGAGGAGAAGCACUCGGAGAGGCCAACAAAUCAGAGCAACUGCUCUUCCAAUGCCAGCAAACUGAGCGAAGCCGCCCAGAACUUAAUUGGCAGCCAGGAGCAUUAUUCGACCUCUGAAACAGAGCUCGAGAACUCGCGCAAACUCUUCCUUAACGAGAUCAACAAGUCGGAGUGCUUGAACAAGACAGCUUCACGCCUGGACAUGACUAUCAUGGAUGUGGACUCUGAAUCUGACAACAAAGAUGAUCCACAAACAGCGGCAACCAACAAGAGUAUCUAUGAAGUAUUAGACUCCGACGAAGACGUUGGGGAAGAGCAAAACGACAAUGAUAACGAUAACGAUGCCGAGAACGAGGACGAAGACGAAGACGAAGAGCCUUCUUCAAGCAACAAAUUCUCAUCCAUUGCACACCAGAAGCAAAAGGUCAACGACGAAGAAGCCCUCUUGGCCGAACUGGCCUCCAGCGACCUGACGCAUCUCAAAACUAUGUUCAAUCCGCUCCAGAAGUCACGCCGUCAAUCGCUGUACAUGCCCAGCCCCGAAAUGGCCGCCAAGGAGCCCAAGCUGCAGCGUCGCAGUGAGCGGGACUUCUGUCCCUCUCAGUCCUUUGUCGAAAUGAUGGCCGAGCGCAAGGUUCAUCAGGCAAAGCGCAAACGCCUGUCCAAGAGUUUCUCAGGCGCGGCCGAGGAACUGGAGGUCAUGGAAGUUCGUCAGGAGCACAAACGGGCCAAAAACGAGCACGAUGAGUCAUCGGGAUCAAUGGAAGAGGACAUGCCUCCCGCAGAGUCGCCUGACAUACCCAAAGAGGAGUCCCCUAAGAAGCAGGAAGAACAGUCGGAGGGGCUGCAACAGCCCAAAGAUCAAGAGAUGGAUGAGGAGAUGCCAUCGACAGAGGAUCCAUCGAAGAAGGAAGCAGAGAAGACUCAGACUUUUGAAAAGUGGUCGAAGAAUACUGACCACUAUUUGGACGUUUGCGCCUCCAUCCUACAGAGAGCCAACGAGGCCAAGCUGGAACAAAAGAAACUGCAAGUUGCAGCGGGCAGGAAACAUAACAAACCAAAACCAACUGUUUCGGAGGCUGUUUUUAAAUCGGUCGACUCGACUGACACAGACAUUCGUGAGGCCACCAAACCGCUGCCGCUCAAGAAGGAAUUGAAGCGUCUGCAGGCAGCCCGUAACGCUGUCAGUCACGCCGUUAACUUGUUGGCGCCGCAGCCAGUGGCCAUUAAAGAGCCGCGUUCGUUGCUCCGCAAAUUGUCACCGCAGCCGCCGAUGGAAGCUAAAAAACCGGCAAAGGGGACUAAGAAGCAGAAGAAGGCUUUGCUGAAGACACAGCUGGUGUCACCAGUAAAAAGCUCCGAUGAGGAGAACCACAACAAGUCGACAGUCGUCAACCGCAUCAAAACCAAUGCUGGCUACGUGACUGUUACCAUGGACGAUGCUCCAGAGCCGCUCAUCGAGCUGGUUAAGACACGCUCGGGCAUUAUGCGCGUGGAGCCCGCCACGCCCAAGCAGAAGUAUUUCCGCGAGGAGCCAGACUCGCCGCCAAACCGAAAAUUCCGCGUGCAGCGCGUCCCGGCCGGCUCUCACAAGAAGUCCAAGCAGCAGCAGCAGCCGCCGAAAGAAGGCGGAAAGGUCGUCACGCACAAUCCCGCCAUGCUGUCGGCAUUGCGCUUCAAGGAGCAGGUGUUUGCUCGCAAAUAGACGGAUCAUCCUAUAUCAUUCACAUUAGCUAUAAACAUAGACACUAGUAUAUAAAUGGAAUGCAGCAGGGAGUGGAGGAAAAUGAUAUUUUUGCAGGGUACAUUUUUUGUUUUCUUUACUAUUUUUUUUUUCGUUCUAUUUUGAAUUGUUUAAAGAUUUAAUGCAAUUGGAUUGGUUAUUAUCUGUGCUUUGUUUAAUUGAUGGAAUCAAUUUUUGUUUUUGCAUCUUUCUUGCUGAUGUACGUACCUCCGCCCGCGUGCACCUUGCCAUUUAAAAAGCUGUAUUAAUUUUUUCCUUCUACCACAUACCUUUAAGAAAUAUACGCCUGUUACACAAUACAA
Drosophila miranda is the source of this 4773-nucleotide messenger RNA. It is a transcript of the gene sle, whose product is annotated as protein slender lobes. The record is from RefSeq and is a predicted model, not a curated record. NCBI's taxonomy places the organism in Eukaryota, Metazoa, Arthropoda, Insecta, Diptera, Drosophilidae. Bases 86 to 4432 code for a protein of 1448 amino acids. The transcript has 6 exons.